UUCCUUCUCUUUUUGAGCGGAGCAAUCUCGCGAUCAGUGCGCCAUGCGGCCUCGUGCCUGGCUGGCCACAGCCGUCUCACACUUGCUACUGGGCUACGCUAUCCUCGCACUAUGCCUUGGGCUUGCGGAGGCAGCACGUUCCUCCAUGGUACGGAUUGCCGAGCCGUCGGACACCAACUCCAUUCGUUUCCUGGUGUUCGGCGACUGGGGUGGCCUUCCGUUCUAUCCGUACACCACGAGGAUCCAGCGAAGCCUGACCAAGACCAUGGCCGCCAUUGCCGAAACCAAGAAGAUCCAUUUCAUCCUAUCCCUUGGAGACAACUUUUACUUCAAAGGUGUCCGCAGCGUUGACGAUAGGCGUUUCAAACGAACCUUCGAAGACGUGUACACGGCUCCAUCUUUACACGUGCCUUGGCUCGUAUUGGCUGGCAACCAUGACCACGAUGGGAAUGUCUCUGCGCAGAUCGCCUACACCAAGAGAUCUACUCGAUGGUAUUUUCCUGAUUACUACUACAAGAAGACUUACACCAUUCCCGGUACCAACGACACCCUCGACAUCCUGAUGCUGGACACUGUCCUCUUGUGCGGAAACACGGAUCCAAACGAUGAAGAGUCGCAGCCUUUGCCUCAGAGUCGGGACGAAGCUCUCUACAACCGACAGUUCCGAUGGCUCAACGAAGAGCUCAGCAAAUCAACGGCGAAAUAUAUCCUCGUCGCGGGCCAUUAUCCCAUCUACUCUGCCUGUUCUCAUGGGACCACAAAGUGCCUGCUCAGGGAUUUGGUGCCAAUACUGGAGAAGCAUCGUGUAAACGCAUACUUGGCUGGACAUGACCACGACUUGCAGCACAUCCGGCCCGAAAAGAAAGACUGGACGGUGGAGUACUUCAUCAGCGGCUGUACAAACUUCAUCAACCCUUCCCUCAUCCACCGUCGCUCUCUCCCUCGCAAUUCCCUGAAGUUUGCCUGGGCUUCUGUGUUCAGCUACGGCGGCCUUGCCUACAUGGAGGCGCUCCAGGACACUCUCUCCAUCACGUUUUACGACUCCAGUGCCAAAAUAUUACACGAAAACCACAUGAAACCACGUUGGUAGCUUUCAACGUGAAAGUAAAAAUUAGGACGGCAUGCCCCUGCAUAUCACAAAUAUAUGCAUGGACAUACCCAGUAGGAACGCUCCAGGAUAUUUUGUCGCUGAGGGAUGUUGCAAUUGAACGCAACUGUUUAUAAAUACUUCGAAAUAAAUUAAAGAGGC
Ornithodoros turicata is the source of this 1249-nucleotide messenger RNA. RefSeq names its product tartrate-resistant acid phosphatase type 5-like. Gene Ontology annotation, molecular function: ferric iron binding; ferrous iron binding; acid phosphatase activity. Bases 44 to 1090 code for a protein of 348 amino acids. The transcript has 6 exons. NCBI's taxonomy places the organism in Eukaryota, Metazoa, Arthropoda, Arachnida, Ixodida, Argasidae. The record is from RefSeq and is a predicted model, not a curated record.